Messenger RNA from Ambispora gerdemannii, 1089 nucleotides. NCBI's taxonomy places the organism in Eukaryota, Fungi, Glomeromycota, Glomeromycetes, Archaeosporales, Ambisporaceae. The record is from the annotation of a GenBank genome assembly.
AUGAGAUCAAUCGCACCAAGUAAGAAAGGAUACACAAUGCCAGAAGUUACAGUUCGUUUCCCUCCAGAAAUCACACCAAUGAACCUUAUUGAGAAAGCCAUAGCAAAACUAAAGACCAACGAACAAGCAUCACGAAUUCCCAACGCGUUUAUCGCUUAUCGCAUGGCUUUUUGUAAAGAACUUCACUUAAUCAGACAUCCAGUGAUAACACAACCACAACUUUCGGCGUUGGCCAAACAAUCAUGGCUCAACGAAGAAGAACACGUACGACGAGAAUAUCAACGCAUUGCAAAAGAAGCCAAAGAUUUAUAUAUAAAAAUUUGCCAGGAACGUAAACCAUUUUUCAUUACAAGUGAAUAUCAAAAUAAGUCUUCAUUUAAUGACGAUCAUAAUCCUUCCAAUACGAAAGAUGAUAAUUCUUCUUCCAAUACGAAAAAUGACAUAGGCACAAUAGAAUUUGUGUUUUCGAAUUUGAGUAACUUGAGUGACUCUAAUUUUGACCUUUUUGAUGACAACGAAAUAUCUUUAUUACCAUCAUCUUCAAAACAACCUGUGACAAAAGAAAAACAAUCAGAUUCACAUGAAAACAUCUCUGCAUCCACUACUCCAAAUGUUACAAACAUACUCGAUACUGAUUUUCAAAAUAUCACAAAUAUAUUCAACACUGAUUCUCCAAUAAUAAAAGCUGACAAUUAUUUUUCCUUAGACUUCAACUUAGACACUCAACUCAUUGAUAAUCUAACACCGGAACUAUUGACCUCUCAAGCUUUAUUUUCUUCAAUUCUAUCCAUUCAAUCCGAUUUCCCUUCUGUUCCGAACCUCGAUAAUAGUAAUAGCAACAGUAAUACUACUGCUGUUAUUGCUAAUAAUAACGUAGAAUCUUCAAUAGUAAGUGACAAUACUUUGUCUUCAGCUGAAUAUAAUAAAUGCUGUAAAGAGAAAAUCGGCGUAUUAGAAAAUCGCGUUUCUAAAUUAGAGAAGAAAAUUGAGUCAUUGACAGACUUUAAAACUCCAAAUAAAAUCAAUGAUAUCAUGUCUGAACCGACAAAAAAAAUCGAAAUGAUGCCUAAAUCUAACUUGAAGCACUAA